GCGUUUUCUCUGUUUUUCAUCUUCUUCUUAUCAUGAUUAUGGUUGAAAUGGAAUCAGGGCCUUAUCAUUAUUCUUGUUCAAAGGAAAUUAGGUUCUUACUUCGGUUUCUUCUGCUACCAAAUGAUUCUAUCACUUGUUUUAGGGUUUAUUGGGUGCCAGUCUAAACACGUCGAAUUAUCAUCAAUUCAUGUACAAAAUCCUUCGCCGGAAAUGCUUUAGUACCCACCAAACCCAAUUGGUUUGUGUGGUUGGGUUCUCACCCGGGAUCCCAGGUACAAUUAGAGAUGGGUUCUGGAGAAGAAAACCCUCCGUGGAGUGUAUUCGAUCGAGUAAAGAAUAUCCCAUCAAUGCCGGAAACUCUCAUGGCGGAGAUCAAUGCAGCCAUCACUGCAUUAGAGUGUGCCCGUGCUACAACUCUCCUCGAUUCUCCAUCUUCUUCCCUUCCUAAGAAUACGAGAUCCGCUGCAAACAAGAAGCCUCACUAUGAUGCUCGAAUGGCGGACGAAGCUUACAAGGCAGGAUGUGCAGCCUUGGCUGCAGGCAAGCUCGAUGAGGCUCUUCACUCUUUGAAUCUUGCUCUCUCUAAAUGUCCACCUGAUAAGACGUCUGCUGUUGCUAAGCUUCAGUCUCUCAUAUCUCUCACAUCUCAACAACUUAAGAAACCUCUCAACUGACUUUAGAACCAACAACUUUCUACUCUUUAACUUCUGGUAAUUUGCUUACUUCCCAGUCACAAUUCGAUUUGAAAACUGCUUGGUGUUGCAUGACAUGUUUCUUUAAUCCAGUAAGCAAACUAAUCAAACAUUUUGUAUUUCUGGCAUCUUGAUGGAGUCUUUAUAAUGCGAUGUUUUCUGUUUCAAUAUCACACAUUCAUUCUUCUGAUGGAAAAGCUAAUAUUAUCCAAAAACAAAAAGGAAAAUGAAUAGGGGCAACAAAGUACGAUUGAUCUUGGGGGUUUUAUCUGCUACAAAAUCCCUCAUCAUUGAAGUGAAUAGCAUGAUUGAAAUCUUACUUUUGAUAUGUCAUUUUUAAGUUUAAGCAUGACAUGACUAUCCAAGCUCAGUUGUGAUUUCAACUCAACCAACUCAACUCAAGAAAAAACCUUAUCUCUAAUACUGGGAUUGACCAAAUGAAUCAUUUUUCUCGCUAACUGGCUUUAAUUAGAGUCAUUAUCUUCCAUUGGAUCUUGGGGUAAUGAACUGUUUCUCUGCCAUGACACAUAUUGUUUUGGCUUAGCUCUUGGACUCAUAGGCGUUGCAAUUGCCCUAAACCAUUGAUAAAUUUGAUUGCUCUUUGAAACUAGGAAGUGCAAGAUUUCGUCAAAAACUAAAUUUCAUGGCCAGAGUUUGUGCCACUAGGACCUAGCUGUAAUCUCUUUGCCGUGGUUGGUUUGGAGCUAGAGUGAAAUAAGAAUGCUUCCUUCUCCCAAGAUCAGUAGCCUAUUCACACAUGCUUGUUUGUUUCCCUCGCUAAUGGAAGCAUGCCUUUGUUUCUUAUUUUGAUUUAGAUGUGAAAAAGAAAGAAAACAUGCACUCAAUGGGCAUAUUCAGAUUAAUUUCUAGUGCUACUACACGACAUGCUAGAAGUUGCUUCGAAACAUGGUCUUGCAGGUGGUUUUUGGCCUGACCUUGUUUGUGGUUCAAGGUCAUCAUAAUGACCAAAAAUAAUGCAUUCAGCUGAAAAUAAUGCAGUAUUUGGUCACCAUUCAAGGCAAUGUUGCCCCAGAGUGGAGGCCUAGAAGAAAGAAAAAUGCAAGGACCAAGAAGGCAGCAUAGCAUGUUCAAGGAAAUUCAUGACAAACUAGGGCUUACGAAGUAGAACUCAGGGUUUAAGGUUGACGAAGUUGACUAGAAAAAUCCAAUCACUCACAAGUUCCAGCAUUGGAGUGCAAAAGGCAGUUGCCGUCCACCCUUUUGGUUGUGGGCCUCCUCUUGCCCUGAUGUUACCCACUUAUGGAUAGCUAAACUUCAUCGCACCUCCUAAAUCAUUUUCAUACAAGAAAAUUAGGGAAUGAGUCCAAUAAUAUUCAUGGAUGGAGUGUAAUUCUUGGAAAUUUUGUCAGGUAGCGGUCACGGUAGGUAUCUUGUCCCAUUUUACCAUUUCCUUAAGCUUGAAGUGAAACUGGGAAAUUGCAAAUUUGGAAACAGUCAUGGGUUAUAUUUGUAAAUUAAAAGAACCAAAUAAAAUUUUGACAUAAUUCAUAGGGAUUUGUCAGUGUCCAUGUCAGAUGUCAUCGGAUGGUGUGAUCACAACUCACAAGAUAUUAUGGAAUAUGAAGGGUCAUCAGAUAAACUGUCCAAUGUUGUUUUAACUUAGUCUUUACCCCAAAGAAUAGAAAAGCCAAGCAUUUAAGAAGCUGCAAGGCCACCAUCACAGAAGCAGUUCAAUGUAAACAUCAACCCAUGUUGGAAUUAUAAAUAUCAGUGGUUGUGUGCCUAUCCUUUAAUCUUGAAUUAACCAGCCAAUUCCCAGCUCAAGAGCGCCUAGCAUCAUGUUUUACAACGAAGACCAACCAAAUCCCUCAAAGAGAUGCAAAUGCCUCGCAGCAGCCCUCAAGGAGGCUUUUUCUAAUUGCCAUGCUUUUGGUGGGAAGCUUCCUUCUGCAAGCCCAGAUGAGGAAAAUCCACCGAGUGACGUUGAUGAUGAGGAGGAAGUGGUUGUCUCAGCAAUUCGAAGUAAAGCCAGAGAAGCAAAGUUGAGGCGUAAGACCAGCCUUCUAUCGGAUAGCUUUAAGUUAGAUAGCUUCUCCCGGGUCUUCUCUCCCAGGACAGGAGAAUUGUUCGCAACCCCAAAGGAACUGCAGCAGAGGGAAGAUGACGAUGAUGAUGAAGAAAGGGAGGAUUAUUUCUCUGUUAGGAGCUAUUUGUCCCGUGCUUCAAGUGUAGCAAGUAGGGAGGCCUUCCUGUCUGUUAAGACAAACUUCUCCCGCAGUUCGAGCUUGAGUGGGAUUGAUUUUUACGAGUUUCGGAGGCCGUCCAUAAUUGAGGAGUUAUGCCACUGUGAGGGGUGGCCUUUUGGUCUCUGCAGGAGGGCCAUGUUGCUUCCACCUCUGCCCAAGUCCCCAUCCGAGUCCUGGUCAUGGCGUAAAGGCACAAGAGUAGUUAAAAUGAAUUAACGCAUGGGACUUUUUCUUUUCGCUGCAAGCCUGCAAUGCAAAUUUAAUUUCAUUUUACAAAUAAAAAUUUAGGGGAUACUUUGGGCUCCUUUCAGAAUCUCAAAUUGCUCAACUCAUAAGUAAUCACCCCACUUUCGUUGAUUACUUGUGAAUGGGGAAAAUGAGGGGCGGGCAUCAUAUUCUUGACUUCUUAAUGUUCCAAUCGAUGAAGCUCUUUCUUCUAUUACCAGAACAUAUGCUUUCUUUUCUUUUUCGGAAGCUUUCCGCUCCUUUCAUGUAUCAUGCUAUGUUCUUUGUAGAAGAAUGAGUAUCCAAGUUCAGAAGAAUCUUUCCCAUAAA
This is a messenger RNA of Vitis vinifera (wine grape), 3454 nucleotides long. RefSeq lists its product as uncharacterized. NCBI's taxonomy places the organism in Eukaryota, Viridiplantae, Streptophyta, Magnoliopsida, Vitales, Vitaceae. The transcript is spliced from 3 exons. The record is from RefSeq and is a predicted model, not a curated record. The coding region runs from base 2492 to 3115 and encodes 207 amino acids.